Messenger RNA from Cydia amplana, 565 nucleotides. RefSeq names its product U6 snRNA-associated Sm-like protein LSm1 (gene LSm1). Bases 80 to 496 code for a protein of 138 amino acids. Lineage: Eukaryota; Metazoa; Arthropoda; Insecta; Lepidoptera; Tortricidae. Gene Ontology annotation, biological process: deadenylation-dependent decapping of nuclear-transcribed mRNA. The transcript has 3 exons. Gene Ontology annotation, molecular function: RNA cap binding. Gene Ontology annotation, cellular component: P-body; Lsm1-7-Pat1 complex. The record is from RefSeq and is a predicted model, not a curated record.
AGAAAAAAUAUCAGAGGGCUGCAAAAGUUUAAUAAUAAGUAUUUAGCAUUAUUAGACUAACAAUCAUUUUCAACCGACUAUGUCGAGUAACGUUAACCCCUUGGCGGGAACGGCGCAUUUAUUAGAUGAACUGGACAAGAAACUUAUGGUCCUUCUUCGGGAUGGUCGCACACUGAUUGGAUAUCUGCGCUGCGUGGACCAGUUUGCGAAUCUAGUUCUACAUAAAACGAUAGAACGAAUUCAUGUGGGCAAAGAGUAUGGUGACAUACCCCGAGGAAUAUUCAUCGUAAGGGGGGAAAAUGUGGUUCUUCUUGGCGAAAUCGAUAAAGACAAAGAAGACAACCUCCCGCUAACAGAAGUGUCCGUAGACGACAUCCUAGAUGCUCAAAGAAAGGAACAAGAUGCCAAAAUAGAACAGCAAAAGUUGCUCUCUAAAGCACUAAAGGAGCGAGGACUGAAUCUACUGGCGGAUCUUGGACAUGAUGAUAUGUUUUAACUGUCCAUUCCUGUAUACCUCUAUACUUAAGACUUAUUGUUUAUAAAAUAAAUUAGUUAUCUUUAUUUA